UAUUUUUGGACAGUCGGGAUAGUCUAUGAACCGUGAGGGUGGCGUAUAUAAGCCGAUGUUUGUUCAAUCCAGAAUCAAAUCACAUUUGUGUUUCAAACUCAACUCUCGUGUUCCAACGAUCACCAAACAAUCAACAAUCAUGAAGUGCAUCGCAGCUGUAGUCAUGAUGGUCUUGGCCGUGGCCGCCGUUGAGGGAACCUACUACCCGUUGGCUUACUCCGCUCCUCUGGCAUACAGCGUUGCUCCAACUGUUGUCCAGCAAAACCACGGAUACGGAUACCCAUUGGCCUACUCCGGAUACGGAUAUGGAGGAUACGCCCCAAUCUCUUAUGCUGCCCAGGCUUCCGUGGUCCCAACUGCCUAUGCCGCCUACGCUGCCCCAGCUCCAGUGGCCGUCGUUGCCCAACGUGAAGCUCGUUAUGUGGCCGCCAACCGUGGAGCCGUCCAUGAUGCCCCCCUCCAAGGACAUGCCGUCUCCCAGCAGUCCCUGAACCUGCAACCAGCUCCAGGAACUCUGUAAACUUUCCGAAGCGCUGCGCGUUGAAAGAUUACAUCAGUACCUACCAAACCACUGCCGCAAAAUCCAAAUUAUGUUAAAAAUUUGUUCGAAUGUUACCUGACUGCGUCGUUGAAUUCCGAGUGAAAUAGAUUGAGUAUUUUUUGAGCGCA
This is a messenger RNA of Uranotaenia lowii, 669 nucleotides long. RefSeq names its product adult cuticle protein 1-like. The transcript is spliced from 2 exons. The record is from RefSeq and is a predicted model, not a curated record. Bases 26 to 520 code for a protein of 164 amino acids. Lineage: Eukaryota; Metazoa; Arthropoda; Insecta; Diptera; Culicidae.